GCUUCUGAACAUCAUCACUUGCAGCUUCACAAGCAAAUCAAAACAGAGCAAAGUAGCAAACUGAAGUCUCAGCUCUCCAGCUUCCAUCCAGAAAGAAGAAGAAAAAAGGCCAACAAACAACCAUGAUCAGCGCCAAGAUGAUUGCUCAUCUGGCCAAGAAGUGGCAGAGGAUGGCUGCACAAGGCAGGAAGCGCCUCACCUGGGCUGCAGCAGCAAAGGAAGCCAACGAGUGCUGGAGCUCCGUGGCGAGCAAGGGCCACUGCACGGUGUACACGGCCGACGGCGCGCGGUUCGAGGUGCCGCUGGCGUGCCUUAGCACCGCGUUCUUCCGGGAGCUCCUGCAAAUGUCACAGGAAGAGUUCGGGUUCACGGGCGGCGAUGGCAGGAUCACACUUCCCUGCGACGCGGCCGUCAUGGAGUACGCCAUGUGUUUGCUCAGGAGAGGCGCCUCUGCCGAGCUAGAGCAGGCUUUCCUUAGCACCAUGGCGAUGUCGUGCCACUAUGUCAGCCGUGUGGCGCCGUGUAUUGAAGCAAGCCAGCAGAUUGCUGUUUAGUGCUGUUCAGUGUAGUGUAGGUAGUACUAGUAGAGCAAAGAUAUUCUAGAUAAGUGUUGUUCAGAGACUUCUAAUCCAGCAACUGAUCAAGUAAGGUGUUAUAAGUACAAGAAAAUAGAGACAUGAUUCUUGUUCUGAACCUAUGUUUCGCUGCAGUGUCAGAGAUAAUUGGUUUAUGGAAUUGUGAGGACUUACAUUAAGUGGCAACAGAGUUUCUUCUGCAGA
Molecule: messenger RNA, 779 nt
Organism: Sorghum bicolor (sorghum)
Lineage: Eukaryota; Viridiplantae; Streptophyta; Magnoliopsida; Poales; Poaceae
Product: auxin-responsive protein SAUR36
Exons: 1
Coding region: 123-554 (143 amino acids)
Biological process (GO): response to auxin
Source: RefSeq, a predicted model, not a curated record